This is a messenger RNA of Opisthorchis viverrini, 1955 nucleotides long. RefSeq lists its product as hypothetical. The coding region runs from base 275 to 1537 and encodes 420 amino acids. The transcript has 7 exons. Lineage: Eukaryota; Metazoa; Platyhelminthes; Trematoda; Opisthorchiida; Opisthorchiidae. The record is from RefSeq and is a predicted model, not a curated record.
GCGGACUUUAUGGGUCCCAGCCAGCGUCGCUUUUCUGUGAUUGACGUCAUCACAUCUCAACAGUGUAGAUAAGAUACGGUAGAUUCGUUAGACUGUUCGAAAGAAUCAUUCCACUGUACCCGGAUUUCCAUCCACCCACUUGAGGGACCUCAGGAUUAAUCCUUUUUCGUCCACGACUGAAAAGCAAACCUCUACACACCACGGCUAGGCACGCCUGAUGUAAUAUAAUUUCGGUCGGUCACAGAUUUUGUUUUUGUACCCUCUAUGCGACGUCAUGUCUGACACAGAUGGAGAUACAACGGGAAAUGGUUUAGACUACGAAAGUGAAACCGCCAGUCUUACAGGGGAUGACAAGCGGAAUGUCGAAGAGUGCAUCAACAACCAUCUUCGUCUAGUGACUUCCCUCAGGCAGCAAACACUCGAGUUACCUGAAACCGUCAGUGUUUUAGAGUGCAGGAACGGAACCAAAGUUUACUUGGUUGGAACGGCCCAUUUCAGUAAGGAAAGUAUUGAUGAGGUGAAAAAGAUAGUAUCCCAGACGCAUCCAGACUUUCUCGUUCUCGAACUGUGCAGCAACCGAACACGGGUGCUUGUGAGCGAUGAUGAAAAAAUAAAACAGGAAGCUAAGGAGAUUGAUAUUUUGACCCAUAUCAAAAUGAAUGGUCUUUCGCACGGACUUUUACAAUAUUUAAUGCUUCGGCUCAACCUCUAUUUGAUCAACACCCUUGGAAUGUCACCUGGUGGUGAAUUCAGGGCAGCAGCACAAGAAGCCAUGAAACAACCUCAUUGUCACAUUGUUCUGGGAGAUCGUCCAAUUUCCAUCACACUUCAGCGUGCAUUUAAUUCCCUUGGACCGUGGACCAAAAUCAAACUUGGUUUCUCUUUGUUGUUUGACCUCGAACCAAUUACAGCCGAACAAAUAGAAGAAAUGAAGAAAAGCGACUUUCUUGAACGAAUUAUCAUGGAAAUGGCAGGUGAACAUCCGGAGUUGACGCGGAUCCUGCUCGAAGAGCGAGACAUGUACUUAGCCAAAUCAAUAUGGGCAACAACCGGAAUGAAUAGUUACCAGCAACCAAAAUCAAAAGACGAUUGUGUCGAUGAUAAUUCCACAAAGUUAUCAUCUGAUAACAUGCGGGAUACCGAUGUACAUCUACGCUCCACUGCCGACGUCGGUGACUCCCAGCCAGCCGACUUUUCAAGUGAUCACGAAGAGUCUGUCAACCCUACCAACCGGAUAUCCGCCACAUCCGAGCAAACGCCCGCUUGUUGUUCAUUCUGGCCCAGUCCGUCAGUCUUACCUCGCGUUGUUGUAGCAGUCGUUGGUAUUGGUCACGUAGCUGGUAUAAAGAGAUAUUGGGCAAACGCCGACAGCAUCAACCAGCAUCAACUCAUGACUGUCAUGGAGCCUCCGUUGUCAUGGAAACUUUUCAGGUGGAGCUUGAGGAUUCUUCUCCUAUCUACCGUUUUGGGAAUCGGGUAUGGAGCUCUUCGUGGCUCGUACAAACUAGGUUCUGCAGUAUGGCAGCUUUUUCGCUGAAUUGUAAAACCAUGUUCGUCGUGUCUUUUUCCUAGAGGUUGUCUUAUUCAGACCUAUUUGAUCACUAUCAUCCAACCUCCGUGAGUGCGUUUCAAGCGGUCUCGUGAUAUCAAACAUUUGCUGUUCUUCAGUCUGUCUCAAUUUGUACUUUCUGCCUUCAUGUACAUUCAGGUGCCAGGAUGGGAAUGUAUUUAGGUUUGUCCACUUAUUUUCCCACUCAAUAUUUGAAUAAAUCGGAAAUCAGUUCAAUCUUGAAGCUUCCUCACAUUCUAUUCUUCCCGUUUUCGGACAUCACGCGGCUCCGUUCCUAUAAAGUACCCACUUGUGGCGACUGACUUGGUAAUCCUCAGGCAGUAUAUAUAUAUAUAUAUAUAUAUAUCUGUGUUGGUUCGAACCGGCAGGGAGGCUAGUUUCUGAC